Spodoptera exigua (beet armyworm) is the source of this 1182-nucleotide messenger RNA. The record is from the annotation of a GenBank genome assembly. NCBI's taxonomy places the organism in Eukaryota, Metazoa, Arthropoda, Insecta, Lepidoptera, Noctuidae.
AUGCAUUUAAGAAAUGGGGGAAUCAUACCCGAUAUUGCACAAGAUUUACAUAGAAUGCAUAUUGAACCAACUGUUAAUAAGACAUUGGAAGAGGCAAAACUAUCAAUGGAAGAUAUUUCAGCUAUUGCAGUAACUUUAAAACCAGGACUACCUCUCAGUCUAGUGAUAGGCAUGAAGUAUGCUAAACACUUGGGAAGAAGAUUUAACAAACCUAUUAUUCCCAUACACCACAUGCAGGCACAUGCACUUGUGGCAAGAAUGCAUCAUGAUAUAUCAUUUCCAUUUUUGGUGCUUCUAAUAUCAGGAGGACACUGCCUUCUUGCUGUUGUGCAAGAUGUUGAUCACUUCCAAUUACUUGGAGAAAGCAUGGACUGUGCCCCUGGAGAAGUUUUUGAUAAGGUAGCUAGAAGUAUGAAAUUGAGAAAUGUACCUGAAUAUUCUCAAAUAUGUGGAGGCCAAGCUGUGGAGGCUGCUGCAUCAAAAGCUACAAAUCCUAACAUGUUCAAAAUGAACUUACCUUUAGCAGAAUACAGAGAUUGUAAUUUUAGUUUUAAUGGUCUUAAAACAUCAGUUCUAUAUCAUUUGUACAAAAAAGAACAGGAACACAAUAUUGUAGCUCAUGAACUGAUACCUGAGCAAAUCGUAAAUUGGUCGGGAUCAGUACCAAUAACUGUUGAUCUUCUGAACAAGUCAGUGUCGAAUGUGAAAUUGCCACCCUUUACUAAGGACAAUGUACUGUACUAUUAUUUACCAUUACAAGGUCUAGUUAGUUACACAACUUUGUCAGUAAGUGUAAUGAACCCUCACCUAAUGGUCAGAUUGUUUCCACAGAGAGAUGUAACAGAUGUGUUAUUUUUAACUGCCGGUGGUGGUGCUGGACUCUGGCUCUGGGCAAGACCACAUAUGGCGGCAGCAGCACCAGCUAGGCGUUUUUCUUGGGCAUUUUUAGGCGGCUGUUUGUGGCCUCUAGGGUCUAUAUUCUUAUGGGCUAUAUUAAGAAGUUCAGUAGGUCAGAGACCAGUCAUAGGCACAGUGUUAGGUGUUACCACAGGAGCGAUGCUUACUAAUAUUGCUUUGGAUUAUUUCCAUUAUGUAGAACUAAUGUUUUGUGGUGAAGUGCAGCUACCCGAUGAGACAUACACUCCUAACAGUGAUGAUGAAAAAUAUGAUAUUGAUAUUUAA